Molecule: messenger RNA, 439 nt
Organism: Racocetra persica
Lineage: Eukaryota; Fungi; Glomeromycota; Glomeromycetes; Diversisporales; Gigasporaceae
Source: the annotation of a GenBank genome assembly
AUGACCGAAAACAAUGAACAAAGAGUCAUUCUUAAUGUUGUUGGUGUGAAGUACGAAACCUAUCGUUCGACACUGACAAAAUAUCCCGAGACUUUACUUGGAGUAAUGUUCAGUUCACGAAAUGAAGAAUUAUUACAUCCAACUAACGAAAAUGAAUACUUUUUUGAUCGUAAUGGGGAUGCAUUUCGUUAUAUAAUGUCAUUUUACCGAACUGCAAACAUUACGGUUAACGAGUCAGAGUUAGAGGAAGAGCUUGAUUAUUUUCAAAUUCCAUCAAAUAUAAACUAUAUCGAUUAUGAUCUGGCUCAGAAGAAGGCCGCAAAGUUUUUGAACCAAUUUAUCAAUUUGAUCGAAUCUGUAAUUUUUGAAAAUCUCUGCAUUUUGGAACGAUACAUAAGAAUCGGGUUUUAUAAAAAUGAUUGGAAUCGAAACAGAUUUU